Batrachochytrium dendrobatidis JAM81 is the source of this 888-nucleotide messenger RNA. RefSeq lists its product as uncharacterized. The coding region runs from base 1 to 888 and encodes 295 amino acids. Gene Ontology annotation, molecular function: protein serine/threonine phosphatase activity. The transcript is spliced from 5 exons. The record is from RefSeq and is a predicted model, not a curated record. Gene Ontology annotation, cellular component: FAR/SIP/STRIPAK complex. NCBI's taxonomy places the organism in Eukaryota, Fungi, Chytridiomycota, Chytridiomycetes, Rhizophydiales.
AUGGCAUGGGAUUUGGAAGAAUGCAUUAGUCGUGCACAGAAACGAGAACUUUUGCCAGAGAAUUACAUCAAAGAGUUGUGUGCCAAGGCCAAAGAAGUUCUAGUUCAGGAAGGCAAUGUGCGCGAGGUUCAGGCUCCAGUCACCAUUGUAGGAGAUGUUCAUGGGCAGUUUUAUGACCUGUUGGAGAUCUUCCGCAUUGGGGGGUUUUGUCCAAACACAAACUAUGUCUUUCUGGGUGAUUAUGUGGAUCGUGGUUAUUAUUCUGUCGAAACCAUCACAUUACUGAUGUGUUUGAAGCUCAGAUAUCCAGAUCGAGUCACUCUUGUUAGAGGAAAUCAUGAAAGUCGCACUGUUACUCAGACAUAUGGCUUUUAUACUGAAUGCUUGGAAAAGUAUGGUAGUGCCAAUGUAUGGUCGUAUUUCACCGAUUUGUUUGAUUACUUGGUACUUGCUGUUGUUAUUAGCGACUCUAUUCUGUGUGUUCAUGGAGGUCUUAGUCCAUCCCUUCAUACAUUGGAUCAAAUUAGAGUAAUUGAUAGAUUCAGAGAAAUACCACAUGAUGGACCCAUGGCAGAUUUGGUUUGGUCAGACCCAUUUCAGUCUAGCAAACUUGAUGACAGCGGUGGUUUUGCUAUAUCUCCACGAGGAGCUGGCUACGUAUUUGGAGAAGAUAUCACACGUCGAUUUUUGGAAAUCAAUUCUCUUGGACAUAUUUGCAGAGCACACCAGCUUUGUAUGGAAGGAUACCAAAUACUAUUUGACGACAUGCUUUCAACUGUUUGGUCAGCACCCAACUACUGUUAUAGAGUGGGGAAUAUGGCAUCGGUACUGGAAGUAGGACCAAAUUUGGAGCGCUUUUUUAAUACACUUGCACAAUAUUUCACAUAA